Messenger RNA from Caenorhabditis elegans, 2822 nucleotides. RefSeq names its product Sodium/hydrogen exchanger (gene nhx-8). The record is from RefSeq and is marked reviewed. The transcript is spliced from 8 exons. NCBI's taxonomy places the organism in Eukaryota, Metazoa, Nematoda, Chromadorea, Rhabditida, Rhabditidae. Bases 129 to 2174 code for a protein of 681 amino acids.
UUCUUUGGACAUUAAACAGUCAUUUAUUUGUCCGAUGCGCCUUUGAAGAGACGAGAAGCUUCCUUGUUAAUAUUUUUCAUUUUGAACCGCUGGCGCUGAAAUUUACUAUACAUUGCUACUGAACAUAAAUGAAAAUACUCGCGAAUGGUGUCACGUGGCAACUGUGGGAGUCGACACUGAAUCAAGGAACAGCAACCAGUGGAAUUAUGCGAUUUGCGUUAAAAACAGCCUUAUCAAUAUGCAUUUUCCUGUUAAUCUUCCAAACCGUCGAUUCGGAUUCAAGUGAUUCGUCCGCUUCUGCGUCAGUCGUUUCCGGUGCCGUGAAGAGUGAGGAUACGGUAGUUGCCGUCAAUAAGACUGAUGUAUUGGGUGAAGCAAUCGAUGCAAAUGCAACAAGCCUCGAACAACAUGGUGCAGCAAUCGUCGGAAAUGUUUCAGAGGAGAAAAAGCGAUCUCUGGCGAUAUUUUUCAUUUUAUUCGUAAUAAUGUUAGCAACGCUAGUAGUUCAUAUGUUAAUCGUCUCAAAAAUCCAUUGGAUGCCAGAAUCCCUUGCAAUUGUUGCUCUCGGAGCACUUAUCGGAUCAAUUCUAUCGUAUUCACGUCGAGAUUGGAGUGAAAUUGAGGCUCUAAGCCCUGAUGUCUUUUUUCUUGUUUUAUUGCCACCAAUAAUAUUCGAAAAUGCGUAUAAUCUGAACAAAGGAUACUUUUUCUCAAAUUUUGUGCCGAUUCUCACUUUUGCCAUAUUUGGAACCACGAUUUCUGCAAUGGUUAUUGGAGCCGGGCUUUAUAUUUUGGGAGCGAUUGGCCUUAUUUUCGAGUUCACAUUUUUCGAAUGUUUCGCCUUUGCCGCAAUGAUAUCAGCUGUGGAUCCCGUCGGAACGCUUGCAAUCUUCCAAGCUGUAAAAGUAGAAUCCCUACUCUAUAUGCUUGUAUUCGGUGAAUCAAUGCUCAAUGACGCUGUGUCAAUUGUGCUCGCGGCGACGGCUCUUCGACACGCAAAGCCAUCGUUCAACUCGUUACCUGCAUCAGAAAUCAUUACCAGUGCAUUUGUUACAUUUACGGAAAUGUUCUUCUUCUCGGCGUGUCUUGGUGUUGGAAUUGGAUUGUUGAGUGCAUUGCUCUUCAAACACGUGGAUCUCCGUAAAACCCCAUCACUGGAAUUUGCUCUUCUCCUUAUCUUCUCCUACAUUCCAUAUGGUUUCGCCGAGGCUCUUGAUCUAUCGGGUAUCAUGGCAAUUCUAUUCUGUGGUAUUUCAAUGUCCCAAUUCACACGUCAUAAUGUCAGCCCAAUUGCUCAAAUCACAUUCCGGCACACAUUCCGAACCAUAUCAUUUGUCGCCGAAACAUCCACAUUCGCCUACAUCGGAAUGGCAUUCUUCACGAUUAAGCUCAAUUUUGCACCGUGGCUCAUAUUCUGGAGUGUUGUUUUGUGUCUGUUGGGACGAGCGUGUAAUGUGUUCCCAUUGGCUUAUUUGGUUAAUCAAUGUAGAAAGGAUGUACAGAUUUCGAUGAAAAAUCAGAUUAUCAUGUGGUUUAGCGGAAUGCGUGGAGCCGUAUGCUUUGCUCUGGUUCUCUACAUGGAUCUGGAUAAGGAGAAAAAAUCGAUUCUACUGACUACAGUACUCUUUCUGAUCCUUUUCACAACCAUCUUUUUGGGUGGUUCAGCACUUCCAUUCAUUUCAUUUAUAAAUCGAUGUUAUCCAAAUGAGAGACAACGCAAACGGAGGAGAACGCCGAGAAAUAAGGAAUCAACUGGAAAUUCGUCGGCUCUUAUGAUGAGUAAAACUCAGGAAAUGUCCUUCUUUGGCAGUGAUGAUUGGGGUCCAAAGAAGUCAGCCCUCGACGCCACGUCAUCAGCUGGCCGAAUAAUGCGUCAAUUGUUCGUCCGCAAAUUCACGGCCAUCGAACGUCUCGAAAAUCGGGAUAAACUUGCCGCACUCACAAAGCGAGCUCUUGCCAGUGAUCAAAUGACUGAUAGUGAUGACGUGGAAUUUGGAGGUGGCGGAGGCGUGGGCGGUGGUGGACGAAUGAAGGAUGACGUCACACCGACACGUGGAAGAAGUGGGUCACGUAACAGCAGUGACGUCAUAAUUUCUGCUGGAGGAGGCGGAGUCAGUGGAGAACAUCAUUUAUUGAUUAGUUCGGGAAGUGAUUCAUCGACAAACGAGUUUUAAAUUACCGGAAAAAUUCUGGUUUUUCGGAUUUUGUACAAUUUUUAUCGAUUUUUUUUGCCUUCUCUACCUGUGAUUUUCUAGUCAGCUUACUUUUUUUUGUUGCCCCCUGAAAAAAACCCGAUUAUCAUGUAAAAUUUUUGAGUGGCACCGGCGAUUUUCGCAAUAUCGAUUUUCGGAAAAUCGAUAAUUUUUUUGAUAUUCAGAAUUUUCGGGAAAUUUUUAGAGAAAAUUUGAGUAUCUUUUAAAAAAAUUGAAAGUUCAAAAAUUCCAAAAAAAAUUUUUUUUCGAAAUUAUCGAUUUUGAACAAAUUUCCGAUAUAUCGAUUUUUCCCUCGAAAACCUGAAAAUUGCCUGAAAAUAGCCGGUUCCACUCUAACUAUUGACCCUCCAUCAUCAAAAAAUGCUUUUAUCGAUUAGUUUUAAACCCCGCCCACUCUCUCCCGGGGCCCCGCCCCCACUCAAAAACAUUCACUUUCGCGUCAUUAAUACGGUGUUUUGAUCUUUCGAUUUUUUCUUUGAUAAUCUGAUUUUUUUCGAAAAAAAAUCAAUAAUUUGUGAUUCGCCCCGCCCUCUGGAUUUUUUGUCAUAUUUUUCCCCGAUUUUUUAAAAGAUUGGUCUUGUGGUAAUAAAAUAAAAAUUUCAAUGCGUU